Messenger RNA from Perca flavescens (yellow perch), 2654 nucleotides. RefSeq names its product angiopoietin 2b (gene angpt2b). The coding region runs from base 708 to 2222 and encodes 504 amino acids. The record is from RefSeq and is a predicted model, not a curated record. Lineage: Eukaryota; Metazoa; Chordata; Actinopteri; Perciformes; Percidae. The transcript has 9 exons. Gene Ontology annotation, biological process: blood coagulation.
UAUUUUUGUAGCUUCCUCUUCUAACCUACGAACAGAAGUACCAUCAGAGGGAGGGAGAAAGUGAAAAAGGGGAAGGGUGGUUGAGUGAUUAUGUGCUAAGGAGGUGCAUGUGUGUGAGUGGAGAGGUACGCCACUCUCUCUCUUUACUUUAAGAGCUUUACCACUUCAGCCAACAUCCUGAAGCGGGCCACUCUCCACUCCACCCCCUCCUCUCCCCUCUCCUCCAGACCAACGCGUGGACUCAAGCAGCUUGAAGAGAAGGCAGUGAGGAUUGAGGAAGUCAACUUUUCAAAAGAGAGAUAAAUGGUGAGAGGGAAGUCAGCUGUUGGUUUCCUGGACUAAAGUGUUGAGAGUUACAAUAGGAGGCAAUCCCUUUUUCCUGUGUGUGUUUUCUUUCCGCCUUCACGAGGACCAGCGGGAGCAGAAACUGGGAAACACAAGACUUCUGGAUGCAACAGCAAAGACUAGGACCAGCCAAAAGAGCAGAAGAGAAAGUGAUAAAACAGAGACAGGAGCAGCGGGAGUUGGACUGAGAAGACAGGAGGAAGAAAGAGUCAAAGUCUUGAGGGACACUUUAACAAGUCACAGAAAAGACAUAGCAGAUAUAGAGGACCAAAGGUGCAACUCACCUGACUCCCAUCUCUGCUCUGCCAGGAGAAGCAACCUCCUUCUUCCCCUCCAACCCUCCCCUUUCCAUCUCCUCUGACAUGGGCCGCCUGCUGGUCCUGACCCUUGCCUAUCUGGCCUCCCGGCUGGCCACCGUGAUCGGCUCAGAACGCCAACAGCACCACGUGCAGCACGGCCCCUGCAGCUACACCUUCAUCCUCCCCGAGGUGGAGCACUGCCACCCCUUACAGGACUUCCAGGUCACCAACACCCUCCAGAGGGACUCCCCGCCUGAGGCAGAGCCUGAUACAGGCCAACCCAAGACGAGUAAGGCCCAGAAGGAGAGGUCUUUCUGGCAGGAGAGGAAGCUGGAAAAUCUAGAGAGUGCCAUGGAGAAUAACACCCAAUGGCUGCAAAAGCUGGAGCACUUCAUCCACGAGAAUGUGCGUUCUGGGAUGGAGGAAAUGAAAAGAACUGCGGUACACACCCAGACAGCUGCCAUGCUGGAAAUGGGAACCAACCUCCUCAGCCAAUCAGCGGAGCAGACUCGCAAACUGACAGACGUUGAGACCCAGGUGUUAAACCAGACGAGUCGCCUGGAGAUCCAGCUGCUCGAGUACACGCUCUUCACUAACCGGCUGGAGAAACAUAUUCUUCUGCAGACUCAGGAGAUCUCACGCCUCAGUGAUAAAAACAGUUUUCUGGAACAGAGGCUAUUAGCGCUGGAGGCUCGGUAUGGGAGGGAGCUGCAGGGAUUGCAGAGCGAAAAGCAGCAGCUUCAAGAGCUUCUGGAGAGGCAGAGUCGACUGGUCAGUCAGUUCCAGGGUGAACUGGGCAGCUCCACGCUUAACAGCACCUCACUACAUAGACAGCAGGCCGCGCUCACAGACACCGUUCAGCAGCUGCUGGCCUUGGUCAACCACUGCAAUGAUAUCUCCAAUAUGCCCAAGGAGGAGCCGCUUAGUUUCAGGGACUGUGCGGACAUCCUGCGAUCUGGAGUGACAGCAAGUGGAAUAUAUAGCAUACGCCUCCCUAAUUCCACGCAGACUGUCAAGGUGUUCUGUGACAUGAAGACUAGAGGUGGUGGGUGGACGGUGCUGCAGCAUCGGAGAAACGGCUCCGUUAACUUUCAUCGUGGGUGGAGAGACUACAAAAUGGGCUUUGGAGAGCCGUCUGGGGAACACUGGCUAGGGAAUGAUAUCAUCCACAAGCUGACCAGCUCCCAGGAAUACAGCCUGCACGUCCAGCUAAAAGACAGAGAGGGGAACGAAGCUUUCUCACAUUACGAUCGCUUCUACACAGACGGAGAGGACAACAACUACAGCCUUCAUGCCGAGGGCUUCAGUGGCACUGCUGGACGGAUCAGCAGCCUCACCCACACCGGCACCCAGUUCAGCACCAAGGACAGAGACAACGACCGCUGCACCUGCAAGUGUGCCCAGCUCGCAUCUGGAGGUUGGUGGUUCGAGGCUUGCGGCCCAUCCAACCUGAAUGGCAUCUAUUACCCCAGCUCAUCCAGUGUGGUUCGCUACAACGGCAUUAAGUGGUACUAUUGGAAGGGUCCAAAUCUGAUGGCAACCACGACAACCAUGAUGGUGCGCCCGGCAAACUUCUGACGUCAGUGGCUCUUUCAUGAUGUCAGACUAUAAAGUGAAUGUCGCCUCUGAUGAAUAUAAUGAACAAUACCUAGGAAAUGGUUUAUUUUGGGAGGAAAUUUGAAUCCGACAGAUGGUGGUUUGAGUUUCUGGACAUCUUGGAGGGGGGGCAUUCGCAAUUGCCUGAGAAGAUGUGCCGACAUCUAUCACUUAUCAAAUGACUGGUUUUAGUGAAUAACUGAGUGAGAAAUUCAGCCAACAAUAGCUAUUCACAAAAGGUGGUCAGACUGUAUUUUAAUACAGAUUGUUCAACUGAGAGAGGAAUGGGGUAUCAGCUUUGCUACAGAUGACGUAUAUUGUGUUUGUGUUUGCUGUAAAUAAAUAUGACCAAUAAUUCACAGCCUUGUACAUAGUUUACAAAAAGUCAACUGAUUAAAAAAAAUAUAUACUCUA